UUGGCUCAUAAUUUGCUUCACACUCUCACUGUCCCAUCCGCCUUAGCAAUUAAUGCUCUGAAAUAAAUUAUUUCAUUUCCAAUGUUUAUAUAUACGAGUAGUAUUUUUCACAAUUUUAUUAUAUCUCUAUCUAUAGAUUUAGAUAUAUAAUAUUUAUAAGUAAAUAAGCACUCUAGCUAAUUUUUGUAUCUAUCUAGGGUUUAUAUAUCAUUUAUAUGGCUGGUGCAGCUGGUGGUGGUUCAUCAUCAUCGUCAAAUUCGUUUUGUUUUCAAUGUAAAGAUUUAACUUUCAGUUCCAUGAGAAACGGUUGGAAGCUUCGUAAUGGCGAACGGGCUCACCUCUGCUAUGGCUGCGCUUGUGUUUAUGAGGAAGGGCGGUUCUGUGAAACAUUUCAUUCAAACGAUGAUGGAUGGAGAGACUGUGAAUCGUGUGGACAGUUGGUCCAUUGUGGAUGUGUUGUGUCAUUUAAUCAAUAUUUUCUUCUGGAUUUUGGAGGGGUGAUUUGCAGAGAAUGUUCGAAGAAAAAUCUCAUUUUGGCACGAAAUCACCGUUAUGCACGAGAAUUUCAAACAGAUCCAAUUGAUGUGCCGGAUCUUGCCAAGCGAGUACGAAUCGAGCCGCAUUACUGGUCCGAUGGCAUUGAUUCAGAGAUGCAACGUGUCCCUACAACCACCAAGUUUGCUCUUAAACCCUUGUUUGAAAAAGUAUUGACUCCUAGUGAUGCUGAUGUCAGAUUAGGUCGUGUGGUUAUUCCAAAGAGAUUCGCUGAGGCGUUUCUCCCAGAACUUUUUGAACCUAAAGGGGUGAUGAUGAAUAUCCUGGACAUGGAAAACAAAGAAUGGGAGUUUUCUUUCCGUUAUUGGCCUAGUUGUGGUAGCAGAACAUACAUCUUGGAAGGGCUCAAAGAUUUUCUGUCUUCAAGGAAAUUACGAGCAGGCGAUACAUUGUCAUUUUAUCGACGGGAACCAGGGGGAAAGAUCGCAAUUGGGAUCAGAAAGACUUCUGUUAAGUCUGUUGUAAAUAUAUGCAGGUAUCCACAUGAUGUGGUGAAACAACAUAUUCAUCCAGCAGCAAGCUUUUUGAAAUCUGUGUAGCUAUAGGCUAGUGGCUACCUUGCUGCGAAGUACAUGCUGUCAUCUAUACAUAACCGCCUCCAGUUGUUGCAUUGUAAAAUGGUAUUUGCGCUUUCAAGUUAGAGCGAUCAACAAGACGAACCAAUCUUUAUUUUAUUCAAAAAAAGAGAUUGAUAGAAAAGCAAUGGGAGUUUCAAUUGUUGGUUUAUGAGGAUUUCUUUCUUGAAAGUGGAAAUAUGUGCGAUGAGAGAAAUGAAUGACCUUGUUUUGUAAAAUCUCAACAAUACAUGCGGUAUGCUAUAUGAAUGAUUAGUUACUUGGUUUAAAAGGUAGAAA
Messenger RNA from Erigeron canadensis, 1409 nucleotides. RefSeq names its product B3 domain-containing protein Os07g0563300-like. Gene Ontology annotation, molecular function: DNA binding. Bases 216 to 1094 code for a protein of 292 amino acids. The transcript is spliced from 8 exons. The record is from RefSeq and is a predicted model, not a curated record. Lineage: Eukaryota; Viridiplantae; Streptophyta; Magnoliopsida; Asterales; Asteraceae.